Molecule: messenger RNA, 4849 nt
Organism: Micropterus dolomieu (smallmouth bass)
Lineage: Eukaryota; Metazoa; Chordata; Actinopteri; Centrarchiformes; Centrarchidae
Exons: 23
Coding region: 409-4317 (1302 amino acids)
Biological process (GO): bicellular tight junction assembly
Cellular component (GO): apical plasma membrane; cytoplasmic vesicle; bicellular tight junction
Source: RefSeq, a predicted model, not a curated record
GGUACACGCUCCCUGCUCUCUCUGUGUGACGUCAACGGGAUGGGCAGGUCACGUGGUCGCCUCCGAAGGGAAACCUGUGGUUUCACGUUACUGAAACGGGAGGAAGACGAAGAAGAAGAGAAGGAGGAAGGCAAGCAAACAAGAGCCUUUUUGUCAGCGGCUGAGCUGUUUCUGUUCCACACGAGUGUGAGUCGGGACACUCUCAAUGGAGCAACAGUAGGAAGACACCAGGAGCUGUUGUGUUAACCAUCCGGAGAUUUCUGAGGAAGAAAAACGUCGCUGUUGUGCUUUUUCGACCAGUGAUUCCUCGGCACACUGUACGUUCAUACCAGGUUUGCAUUCUGAGCUGCAAGCCAAUGUAAGUCGUGUUGAGUGACUGCGUGUGAAAGAGGGCCCAUCACCAUCCUCAUGUCCAAUGGAGGAGGCUUUUACGGACGCACUGAGCGCGUCCGCCAGUCGCCGUACUAUGACGAGGUACCACAAGGAACCUUAUCUCGAUCCGGCUCCUGCGACCUGCUGCCGGUAAGGGAGCAGAGAGCGGCUCGCCUCGCUCAGAGCGCCGACCCCCUCCCUCCCCCGCCUCUGCCAGCACAGCCUCCUGUGGGCCUCAAGGAAGAUCCCCCCGAGAGCGAGCACGCCACCGACCCAGACCACGAUCCAGACCACGACCCCGCCCUCGACAUUAAACCUGUUCACCGCUUCAUCCCAGACUCCUGGAAGAGCUUCUUCAGAGGAAGUGACCGCAGCAGUAAAAAGCCGUGGUCCAUGUCUGGAUCCUCAUCUAACAAGAACAACAACACCAGUGAGGGGGUGCGCUGCUCUCCUCCACACUCCCCCUCUGUCCCCGGAUCAUACCGCGACCCUUAUGGCGGCUCAGGCGGCAGCUGCAACUCGCACAAGGAGCUUUUGGAACCACACGACGAGUCCGUGUCAGGGCGCACCUACCACACAGCUCUGACCUACAGCGAGCGAGUGGAAGAGUACAACCAGCGCUACGCCUACAUGAAGUCCUGGGCCGGGCUGCUGAGGAUUCUGGGCUGUGUGGAGCUCCUGCUGGGAGCAGCUGUGUUCGCCUGCGUCUGCGCUUACAUCCACAAAGACAACGAGUGGUUCAACAUGUUUGGAUACUCGUCUCCUGGCGCAGCAUUUGGAGCUGGUGCAUAUGGUGACUCCUACUACUCGGGCCCCAAGACCCCGUUUGUGUUGGUGGUGGUGGCGCUGGCCUGGUUGGUGACUGUGAUCAUGUUAGUGCUGGGGAUGACAAUGUACUACCGCACCAUCCUGCUGGACUCCAACUGGUGGCCUCUGACCGAGUUUACCAUAAACCUGGCGCUGGCAGUGCUGUACAUGGCAGCAGGCAUCGUCUAUGUCCGAGACACAACCCGUGGAGGGCUCUGCUACUACCCAAUCUUCAACAAUGGCAUCAACGGGGCGUUCUGCAGAACAGACGCAGGCCAGACUGCUGCCAUUAUCUUCCUGUUUGUCAACCUGCUUGUGUAUCUGAUCGGAGCUUUAGUCUGUCUCAAGCUGUGGAGACAUGAAGCUGCACGCAAAUACCGGGAGAGGUACGCCCAGGAGAUGCAGCCUUCCGAUAUAAGAGCUGCGCAAUCACUGAUGGUUCCAGUUUCAGCUCCAGAACAGGACCAAGGCUCCUCAGUCAUUCCCAUCCAGGCUGCUCCAAAAGCAAUUCCACCAAAGAUUUUGCAGGGAACUAUACCAUCAGGGCACAUCCCAAAACCUGUUGUUGUGCCUGACUAUAUUGCUAAGUACCCAACGAUCCGGUCAGAUGAGGAGCGGGACCAGUACCGAGCCGUGUUCAACGACCAGUACGCAGAAUACAAAGAGCUCCACGCAGAUGUGCAGAUUACUCUCAAGAAGUUUGACGAGAUGGAUGCCAUGAUGCGCAGUUUGCCCCAGAACCCUACCAGCCAGAUGGAGGUUGAGCGCAUUAACAGAAUUCUUCAGGAAUACCAGAGGAAGAAAAACGACCCUAGUUUCCUCGAGAAGAAGGAGCGCUGCGAGUACCUGAAGAACAAACUGUCGCACAUCAAACAGAAGAUCCAAGAAUAUAAUAAAGUCAUGGAGUGGAACGACGGAUACAAUUGGCUCCGCAGGAGGGGAGGAGUCAGAGAGAAACUGACGGUUGUCCGACUUAUCCCGUGGUUCACAGUUCAUUUCACCAAACAGCACCCAGUGGAUCCAGCAGUAAUGUCCUCCGAACCCAAAGGGAGUCCACCUCCCUAUGAGUCAGAUGUGGAAAAUAAAGCCCCCUCCCAACCGGCCUAUUCCUACUACCCAGAUGACGAGUUCCAGCAUUUCUACCGCUGGGCGUCUCCGCCAGGCAUCAUCAAAAUCAUGUGCGUCAUGAUCCUCAUCAUGUCCGUGGGUAUAUUUGCUUGCGUUGCCUCCACGCUGGCCUGGGACUCUCAGGGAGUCAUGGAUAGCUUUGCGGCUGGCUCUGGGGGAGUCAACGGAAUGGGAUACAACAGCUUUGGUGGCGGCUCCAUGUACGGAGCUGGAAACAACUACGGCUACGGGACACUCGGAGGGAACUACAACGACCCCGCUAAGGCCAAAGGGUUUAUCAUUGCCAUGGCAGCCAUCGCCUUCAUCUUUUCCCUGGCCAUCUUCAUCAUCGUCGUGUCUCACCAGAGCCUAUCAUACAGCAGGAAGUGUCGACUUCCGUCUGAGAGAUUAGCACAAGAGGCUUCUGUACUUUGUUAUAAAUCCCUAAAAACUUUUACCUGUCGAUACAACAAAGAAAGCAAAAAUCUGAAUCAGCUUUAUUGCCAGGUUCAUUUCACCAAGCAGCACCCAGUGGAUCCAGCAGUAAUGUCCUCCAGGCCCAAUGGGAGUCCACCUCCCUAUGAGUCAGAUGGGGAAUAUAAAGCCCCCUCCCAACCGGCCUAUUCCUACUACCCAGACGACGAGUUCCAGCAUUUCUACCGCUGGGCGUCUCCGCCAGGCAUCAUCAAAAUCAUGUGCGUCAUGAUCCUCAUCAUGUCCGUGGGUAUAUUUGCUUGCGUUGCCUCCACGCUGGCCUGGGACUCUCAGGGAGUCAUGGAUAGCUUUGGGGCUGGCUCUGGGGGAGUCAACGGAAUGGGAUACAACAGCUUUGGUGGCGGCUCCAUGUACGGAGCUGGAAACAACUACGGCUACGGGACACUCGGAGGGAACUACAACGACCCCGCUAAGGCCAAAGGGUUUAUCAUUGCCAUGGCAGCCAUCGCCUUCAUCUUUUCCCUGGCCAUCUUCAUCAUCGUCGUGUCUCACCAGAGCCUAUCAUACAGCAGGAAGUUCUACCUGGCCGUGGUGAUCAGCUGCGCCAUCCUAGCAUUCCUAAUGCUAAUUGCCGCCAUAGUAUACUUGAUGGCAGUGAACCCCAUGGCUCAGUCCUAUGGAUCGGUCUACGGUGCCCAAAUUACAGGUCUAUGUGCACAGUACCAACAACCACAGCUUUCAGGAGUGUUCAUCAAUCAGUAUCUUUACCACUACUGUGUCGUGGAGCCACAAGAGGCCAUCGCUGCAGUGUUGGCCUUCCUGGUCGUCGCCGCUCUAAUCAUCAUGCUCGUCUUCGCGCUAAAGACUCGCCAGAAAAUCCAGGAGUUCGGCAAGAGCAACAUUUUGUGGAGGAAAGUGAAGGCCUUCGAGGAGCCGGAGCCGGAGCCGCCUCAAGAUGUAGAAGCGUGGGUGAACAAUGUGUCCACGGCCCCUGACGCUCUCCCGAUGUCAGACUACCCUGAGAAGCUGAGGGGCUCCAGGAGUUACCUGGAUGACGAGAGCAACUAUGACAAACCUCCCUACAGCAUCACCCCACAGCCUUCAGUGGAAGAGAACCGGCCUUUGCAAAAUGGGACUCCCUACAGCCCAACCUCAGAUUUGUCCAGCUCGAGUGGCAAGCCCAAGAAGAGACGCGCAGCCCGGCCACGCCGCGCCAAUGGACAAGACUUCGAGACUGACUAUAACUCCUCUGGAGACGAGCUGGACGACGACGACUUUGACAGUGAAUUCCCUCCCAUAACAAAUGAGCAGGAGCGCACCAACUACAAGCGUGAAUUUGACCGCGAGCACCAGGAGUACAAGGACAUGCAGGCGGAGCUGGACGCCAUCAAUAAGAACCUGUCAGAUGUGGACAGAGAGCUGGAUGAACUGCAGGAGGGCAGCCCGGAGUACCUGGAUGCUUUGGAUGAGUACAACAGGAUAAAGGACAUGAAAAAGACUUCAGAUUAUCAGAUGAAGAAGCGCAGGUGUAAAUAUCUGAAGAACAAGCUGAACCACAUCAAGAAGAGGGUCAGCGACUAUGACCGCAAGGCCUGAACAACUCAAUGAGGAUAUUACGCCUGUCCAAAUACGUCUCAGAAAGGACUCAAUCUGGUUUGCCGCCGUUUUUUUUUGGGGCGGGGGGGGGUGACAGCUGGUAGCUUGUGAAACAUUGCAAAAGUUGUUUGUCCCUAUAGGCUGUCUUGUAUUAUGCCACUGUUUAUAUUAUGUUUGUCACCUGCCGUAAAUACUGUUAUGUGUAUAUAUUUUGCCUACUGUGAUCUGAAAUUGUCCAGCAGCCACUAGAUUGUAAAGUGAAUAUACAUUUAUACACAACCCCAUUUUGUUUUUAAAUAGCUCUUUUUACUGUCUUUAAUUCUAUAUCUAUCUAUAUCAUGUAAAUACAAUAUGUGGGGAAACAGAUGUUUUUAGCAGUUUGUGUAAGUAAGUUCACAUGUGUUUCUUUACUCAGGGUUGAACAAACGGACACUUUCAAAUGAUUAUGCGUGUUUAAUGCAUAGUGAUGUACCUUUUACAGUGACUUGUUAUACCUUUUUUUUAUUAUAAUAAAUUCCUUUUUAAUAGACAA